Molecule: messenger RNA, 4077 nt
Organism: Carassius auratus (goldfish)
Lineage: Eukaryota; Metazoa; Chordata; Actinopteri; Cypriniformes; Cyprinidae
Product: protocadherin beta-7-like
Exons: 2
Coding region: 696-3152 (818 amino acids)
Biological process (GO): homophilic cell-cell adhesion
Cellular component (GO): plasma membrane
Molecular function (GO): calcium ion binding
Source: RefSeq, a predicted model, not a curated record
UGUAUUUGAGCUCUGUUAGUUUUAGCAUGUUCUUGCAAUUUUCUGUUACUGUUUUAUCCUAAAGACAAACUUAGCUUUUUGUGUGUGUGUGUGUGUGUGUGUAAGUUUUAACAUAGAUGGCCUUAAAGUGUUAGAACAAUUAUCACUUUGAGGUCGAUAGUACAGUGUACAAUGUUAAAACUUGGUUUAAGCGCUGAAUAGGAUGAUACGCAUUCAUUUCUUUUAGAGCGGAUUUACUAUUUUAUUCAACAUGCAUUUAAAGUAACGUUAUUUUCUCGUUGAAUGUGUCUGAGGUCAUCCAAGUUUCAGAACCACAAGCAUGGACAGCACCAGGACUGUCUGUUCUUCUUAACCUCUGAAUGUAUGACAAUUUUCAAUUCCUUUCCUAUAUUUAUGUUUAUGAAAUUUAUAUUUUAAAAUAAUUCACGUUAACAAACAUCAAAUUUCACUUGGUUAAUCCCUGCUGUUUUUUCAACAAAUAAAUGUCAGAUGCAAUGACCCCUAAAUACUCAGAGUGUCGCUAUUCACUAAGACUGCUGCGUCUCUCCUCCCACACGUAAUAUAUUUGUGAGAUCUGUCUGUUAGAAUAAACGAAGCAUAACAUGGAGUAAACGUCCGUCGAUCCUGUGAGAGUUAUUUGAAUAUCAUCGUCAAAGGAUUGUUUGUUAAUCAGUUGCAACAUCCGGUCUUCAGAAAUGGAACACAAAUUGUUUGCAGUUCAUUUCUUUGCGUUUUUCGUGGCUUUUCUUCUGUUUCCCCUGAAAGCCGUCUGUUCAGAUCUGAGCUACAGCUUUCCGGAAGAAACGAAGCGCCAGUAUGUUAUUGGAAAUAUAGCCAAGGAUCUCGGGAUGGACGUGAAACAAUUGUCUGCUCGUAAGUCUCGGAUAGACACGGAGGACAGCAGCAAACGGUACUGUGAUGUUAAUUUGAAUACUGGUGAUUUAAUCGUUGCAGAGACAAUAGACCGAGAGGAGCUUUGUGGAUCUCGAAUGUCCUGCAUUCUGAGUUAUGAGCUCGUCCUGGAAAACCCUCUUGAAGUGCACCGUAUAAUUCUACAAAUUCAGGAUAUAAAUGACAAUGCACCACGAUUUCCAAAUGACCGUUUUAAUUUCGAAAUCAGAGAAUCAGCAUAUAAAGGUCAGCGACUACGUUUGCAUGAGGCACAUGAUUCAGAUAUUGGGUACAAUGCAGUCAAUAGCUAUUCACUGGAGAGAAACGACCAUUUUGUUUUGAAUGUUCAUGAUACUGCAGAUGGAGGAAAAUACGCUGAACUAGUGUUGGAAAAGGAGUUGGAUCGUGAGCAGCAGAAGGAGAUAGAUAUGAUACUCACAGCCACUGAUGGUGGUUCACCACAGAGAUCUGGAACUGCUGUCAUACACAUCACUGUUCUCGAUGCUAAUGAUAAUGUGCCAGUGUUUAGUGAGUCUGUUUAUAAAGUCACUGUGGCUGAAAAUACACCUUCAGGAACAGAGAUAAUCAAAGUGAGCGCCACUGAUGCUGAUGAAGGUCCAAACGGGGAAGUGACAUAUGAAUUCAGCAGAAUGUCAGAUAAAACUGCUAAAUUGUUUUUUAUUAAUAAGGCAACAGGACAAAUUGUGGUGAUCGGAGAAAUUGAUUAUGAAAGUGAAAGAAAAUAUGAAAUAGGAAUUCAUGCUCAAGAUGCCUCUGGAUUAGCAUCAACAGCAAAAGUUAUUAUAGAUAUAACUGAUGUUAAUGAUAAUCCACCUAGAAUCAUCCUUAAAUCUUUGAAUAAUCCAGUAGCUGAAAACUCUGAGCCAGGCACCGAGGUGGGAAUCAUUAAUGUUCAAGACAAAGAUUCAGGAGAAAAUCGGCAGAUUCGUUGCUCUGUUCAGCAAAAUGUUCCUUUCAAACUGAACCCAUCUGUUAAAAACUAUUUCUCUCUGAUUACUACAAAAGCUCUAGACAGAGAGAAAGAAUCUGAUUAUAAUAUUACCAUCACAGCCACAGAUGGGGGAUCUCCACCACUAUCCACCUCCAUGACAAUUAAUUUAUUUGUCUCAGAUGUGAAUGACAAUCCUCCUGUGUUUGAACAGCAGUCCUACAGCACUUACAUAAGUGAAAAUAACAAACCAGGAACUUCUGUUUGUUCUGUCAGUGCAAAUGACCCAGACUGGAGACAGAACGGGACUGUACUGUACUCUCUGGCUCCCAGUGAAGUCAAUGGGGUCCCGGUGUCCUCAUUUCUAUCUAUUAAUGGAGAUACAGGGGUGAUUCAUGCUGUAAGAUCAUUUGACUAUGAGCAGUUCAGAAACUUCACUGUCAAAGUUGUUGCCAGAGACAAUGGAUCUCCACCGCUCAGCAGUAACGUGACUGUGAAAGUCUUCAUAACAGAUGAGAAUGAUAACUCUCCACAGAUAUUAUACCCUGUCCCCGAUGGAAAGUCUUUAAUGACUGAAAUGAUCCCUAAAGUGUCUCUCUCAGGCUCUCUGGUGUCCAAGGUGAUCGCUGUAGAUGCUGACUCUGGACAGAAUGCAUGGCUGUCCUAUCAGAUUGUCAAAUCUACUGAUCCUGGACUUUUCUCCAUUGGUCUCCACAGUGGAGAGAUCAAAACACAACGAGACAUUUCUGAAUCUGACAAUAUGAAGCAGAACCUUAUUAUUUCAGUGAAGGAUAACGGACAGACCUCUCUGUCCACCACCUGUGCUGUAAAUUUACUAAUUUCUGACAACCUUUCUGAAGUUCCUGAACUUAAAGAUAUGACUUAUGAGGACAACAACUCUGAACUGACAUCAUAUUUGAUCAUUGCAUUAGUUUCUGUGUCCACCUUCUUCCUGACGUUCAUCAUUCUGAUCGUGGCAGUGAAGUUUUGUCACAGGAGAAAGCCCAGACUGUUGUUUGAUGGAGCAGUUGCUGUUCCCAGUGCCUAUCUCCCUCCCAACUAUGCAGAGGUGGAUGGAGCAGGAACUCUCCGCAGCUCUUACAAUUAUGACGCGUAUCUAACCACAGGCUCGCGCACCAGUGACUUUAAGUUUGUGAGUUCGUGUAAUGAAAACACGCUUCCUGCUGGUGGGACUCUGAAAAAGGAGCGCAGUUUUCAUUUUGGUUCGAGCAUGAUAACACUUGACGUUACAGGAAAUGAAGAUGAGUUAAAGCGGAAUAUAAAGAAAGAAGAAAAGAAAGCAAAACAAUGAGGAAAUUAAGGCAGCGGACUGAAAAUAGCUCUUUCCUUAAAAAAUCUUGUUGCCAUAUCACAGUAAAAUAACAAGCAAUGCGUUAUUCUCCUGACACCUGGAAAUAGAAUAUGGAGGAAAAAACCACAGCUGGCGCAGUUCAACUGACGGAUAAGAAAUAUUUGUAUUGCAGCCUUAUGAUUUAAAAUGGUUUGUUUCCGUCUUUUUGAGUGUAACGUGCCCAAACCUGAAGCAUCUUUCAUAAUUUUAAACGCAAUAUGUUCGCUAUAAAAAAAAGUUGAAUAGUGAAAAUGUAUUUAAAUGGCCCAGAAUAGGACUUUGGCUAGUUUUUAGUCUCGUAAAAUUGCAUGAUUUUGGCACACUAUUAUUUAUUUAUAAUAUGAUGGAACGAAAAUUUGCUUUGAUAAAUUUGGCACAGAAUAUAUAGGUUUAUUGUUGAGGUAAUACUCUGUCAUUUGUCCACCUUUUCUUUAUUAUUGUUACAUGUCAAAUGUUUAUUAUUGUUAAAUGUAACUAAAGUCUUUAGUUGCUAUAGUUAUAAUAUCCACUACUUUUCUAAACCAUUGUAGGGUUGUUAUUUUAAUCUCUUUUAUCUUCACUAACAGUUCGGGAUAUAUCAUUUUUUUUUUUAUCUAUUUAUUGGUUGAAGUUGAGAGUUUAAGUUUGAUUUAUGUAUAUAAUCAGAUUUACUUCAGCAUUUUCUUACAUUCUCUGUCUAUAAGGUUUGUUUAGUUUCAGAACCACAGGCAUGGACAGCGCCAGUUAUGACUGUUGUACUGAGGCUCUAAGAAUGUCACCCUUUCAGUUAAUCUAUAAUAUAAAUUUUUUUCUGAAAUAAACAAUUAUUUCUCAAUGCAAAUCUCUUAAAUCCUUCACAUUUUAACUUAUGCCCGAAGUAUAAAAAAAAAAAAAAAAAAAAAAAAAA